Capra hircus (goat) is the source of this 1538-nucleotide messenger RNA. RefSeq names its product homeobox C9 (gene HOXC9). The record is from RefSeq and is a predicted model, not a curated record. Gene Ontology annotation, cellular component: nucleus. Lineage: Eukaryota; Metazoa; Chordata; Mammalia; Artiodactyla; Bovidae. Gene Ontology annotation, biological process: DNA-templated transcription; embryonic skeletal system morphogenesis; anterior/posterior pattern specification. The transcript is spliced from 2 exons. Bases 71 to 853 code for a protein of 260 amino acids. Gene Ontology annotation, molecular function: RNA polymerase II cis-regulatory region sequence-specific DNA binding; DNA-binding transcription factor activity, RNA polymerase II-specific.
GUUCUGUGAGCAGAUAAAAAGUACAUAUACAGUUCAUACAAUAAUCUUAUGUAUGUAAAACCCUGUUACGAUGUCGGCGACGGGGCCCAUCAGUAACUAUUACGUGGACUCGCUCAUCUCUCACGACAAUGAAGACCUCCUAGCGUCCAGGUUUCCGGCCACAGGGGCUCACCCCGCCGCCGCCAGACCCAGCGGUUUGGUGCCGGACUGUAGCGAUUUUCCGUCCUGUAGCUUCGCGCCCAAGCCGGCAGUGUUCAGCACGUCGUGGGCGCCCGUGCCCUCGCAGUCGUCCGUGGUCUACCACCCGUACGGCCCCCAGCCCCACCUCGGCGCCGACACGCGCUACAUGCGGACUUGGCUCGAGCCGCUGUCCGGCGCCGUCUCCUUCCCCAGCUUCCCGGCCGGGGGCCGUCACUACGCCCUCAAGCCGGACGCCUACCCCGGGCGCCGCGCCGACUGCGGCCCGGGCGACGGCCGCAGCUACCCGGACUACAUGUACGGCUCGCCCGGGGAGCUGCGCGACCGCGCCCCGCAGACCCUGCCCUCGCCCGAGGCGGACGCCCUCGCCGGCAGCAAGCACAAAGAGGAGAAGGCCGACCUGGACCCCAGCAACCCCGUGGCCAACUGGAUUCACGCCCGUUCCACGAGGAAGAAGCGCUGCCCGUACACCAAGUACCAGACGCUGGAACUGGAGAAGGAGUUUCUCUUCAAUAUGUAUUUAACCAGGGACCGUCGGUACGAGGUGGCCCGGGUUCUCAACCUUACCGAGCGGCAGGUCAAAAUCUGGUUUCAGAAUCGGAGGAUGAAGAUGAAAAAGAUGAAUAAAGAGAAAACCGACAAGGAGCAAUCCUAAACCCUGCCCCAGCCUGCUGCCUUGCACAGCCAAGGGAAAAACAAAACAAAACAAAAAACCCACAAAAUACCCCAGCCCAGGCGGGAGACAGCACUGAAAGAAAAAAGGAAAGAGCAAGAUAGAGAAAAGCCAAUCGGUUUAAAAAGGAAAAAAAAAAAAAAGGGAAGGGAAAAAGGAAAACUCUUGCUAUUUGGGAGGGUUCAGUGUUGAGAAAUUGGUGUUUUAGAGUUAGUUCUACCCAGCGAGGAGGAGGAGGAGGCGGGGAGAGAAACCGCGUUCUCUUCUCCCAGCGCAACUGAAAUAAAUGACACACACAAAUGUGAUUUUUUUUUCUCCUUUCUUCAGAGAAGCCAGUACUUGAAUCGCUAUAUUUCUAUUUUUUUUCAUGUAUUGUAUUUGGUCUGGGCCAUCGUUCCCCAGGCCUGGGGUGCUCUGUGUGCAGAUUUUGUACAAACACACACACGCGCACACACACAACAUACACAAGUAUGCUUCCCAGCCCAGGAGCUAAAAGGCGAGGGCCGGGGACCAUGCCGCAGGCUGGGUCCAGCGGCACAGGCCGGCGCCUCUGGAGUGUACAUAGCAGUCUCCUCUCAUCCUCAGAGUCGGUCCUGUAACGUGCUUCUGUUUGUUAUGGUAGAACAGCUCUGUGUUAAUAUAUCGAAGUCAUUUAAAAAACCAGAAA